Molecule: messenger RNA, 1182 nt
Organism: Charadrius vociferus (killdeer)
Lineage: Eukaryota; Metazoa; Chordata; Aves; Charadriiformes; Charadriidae
Gene: ENTPD7
Product: ectonucleoside triphosphate diphosphohydrolase 7
Exons: 8
Biological process (GO): nucleoside diphosphate catabolic process
Cellular component (GO): membrane
Molecular function (GO): nucleoside diphosphate phosphatase activity
Source: RefSeq, a predicted model, not a curated record
GCAGCAAGCUGCAAUCCUGGAGGACUUGGUGAGAAACGUGCCCCUGGAGUUUGAUUUCCUCUUCUCCAAAUCACACGCAGAAGUCAUCUCAGGGAAACAGGAAGGUGUCUAUGCUUGGAUCGGCAUCAACUUUGUCCUGGGCCGGUUUGAUCAUGAGGAUGAGGAGGAUGCGGUUGUCACUGUAGCACUGGGAGACCAGGGAGAGUCCCUGGUUCGGAAACGAACAGUUGGGAUCCUAGACAUGGGGGGCGCUUCCCUGCAAAUCGCCUACGAAGUACCCGACUCCGGAGCCUUCUCCUCCCCACAGCAGGAGGAGGCUGCUAAGAGCUUGCUGGCAGAAUUCAACCUGGGCUGUGACGUGCAGCACACUGGCCACGUGUACCGUGUCUACGUCAACACCUUCCUGGGCUUUGGGGGCAAUUUUGCCCGGCAGCGCUACGAGGAUGUUGUGCUGAACCAGACCUAUGUGCAGAACCGCGUGCGGGGGCGAGGGGACUGGCCAGCCUGCGUGGAGCAGCUACAGCCCCUCCUAGGGGGGCCCAACAGCAGCCAGGCCUCCCUGGUGGGGGCUUACAAAGCACCCAUCGACUUCGGCAACAGCGAGUUCUACGGCUUCUCUGAGUUCUUCUAUUGCACCGAGGAUGUGCUACGCCUGGGGGGCCGCUACAGUGCCCCCACCUUCACCUCCGCCGCCCAGGAGUACUGCAGCCAGCGAUGGGAGGUGCUGACCCAGCGCUUCCGUGGUGGCCUCUACUCAGCACACGCCGACCAGCACCGGCUGAAGUAUCAGUGCUUCAAAUCGGCCUGGAUGUACCAAGUUCUUCACCAGGGCUUCCGCUUCCCCCUGGACUACCCCAGCCUGCGCACGGCCCAGCUGGUGUACGACCGAGAGGUGCAGUGGACGCUGGGAGCCAUCCUCUACAAGACACGGUUUCUGCCACUCAGGGAUCUCCGGCAGGAGAGCAUCCGGCAAGCACAUGCCUCCUGGCUGCGCCUCUCUUUUGUCUACAACCACUAUCUCUUCUUCGCUUGCAUCCUGGUUGUAGUGCUGGCCAUAGUCCUCUACCUCCUGCGGCUGCGCCGCAUCCACCGCCGGCAGCUGCGCUUGGCCCAGCUCACCCUGCUCUGGCUGGACAAGGUGGUGGUGCCACCAAGCCAGGGAAAUGGGCCAUGACACCACUG